AUGUCAGAUACAUCAUAUUUGGCAGGCGCCGGCCUACCAGAUAUCGAUCAAGGAUGGCGCAUUCUCCUAGCCACGGGUAUUACAACCGCAGUGGCGCUACUGAUCGUGCUGGCGCGGUUCUACGUGCGCAUCUUCAUCAUUCGCAAUGUCGGCUGGGACGACUAUACCAUGGCCCUGACGAUGCUUUUGUCGCUGUCUGGGUUUGCGAUUAUUGUUCCAGAAGUGAAGUAUGGCGCCGGUAGACAUACGGCUUAUGUGCUGGAAACAGCAUCCAAAGCGAUGCACUUGAAUUUCGCAACCCAGGGAAUUUACCUAUGGGCCAUUGGUUUGGUCAAGGUCUCGAUUGGGUUGUUUUUGCUGCGCUUUGCACCCCAGAAAAGCUUUAGGAUCUUUAUUUGGGUAGUAAUCAUUCUCAUGACGCUGUAUACAACGGUCUGUUUCUUGACUUUGAUGUUUGAAUGCAAAGACAUCCGAACGAAUUGGGACAAAUCGGUUGUCUCCCAAUGCUUCUCCCCUAGACAACUGCUCAUAUUGAGCUAUACAAACACAGCCUUGAAUAUUCUAACCGAUCUGAUAUUCUCUAUAUUGCCAAUCUUCAUGCUCCGCCAUCUCCAAGUCAAUCGACGAGUCAAGGCAUCUCUUGUUUGUAUCUUGGGUCUAGGAGUCUUUGCCUGCGCCGCUGCCUUCGUCAAGAUCUCCAUCCUCCCCAACUACGGCCGAACCGGAGACUUCCUCUGGGAUUAUACAAACCUCACAAUUUGGGUCGUCACGGAAAGCAACACCGGUAUAAUCGCAGGCAGCCUCCCGACCCUAAAACCACUCUUCAAGCGCGUCCUUGGCACAUACGGAUCGCGAUCAAAGACAACACGCGAGUACUACGGUAGCAGGCAAUACAAACUGCGAUCUAUGUCGAGAUCUCGUGGCGAACAGCUACACUCGCACGGCCAGUUCACUGGCAACUUGAGCGUCAUCGAACAUGACGACAUGAAGGUUCCGAAAUCGAAUGCUGUCUCCGCAAACACUUCCUUGACGUAUCCUGCGCGUGAUGGUAGCAAUUCCAGCGAGGAAAGGAUCUUGGGAGAUGGAAUCGUUUGCACGACGGAGGUUAUGGUUUCGCAUUCGCAGCAGAAUUCACCGACACUACCGCCGGCUCCAAGCUCGACGCGGCUAGAGAGAAUGAAAUCGUUAAAAGGACUUAGAUUAGUUGAAGCCGACGAUCGUGUUUGA
Penicillium nucicola is the source of this 1227-nucleotide messenger RNA. RefSeq lists its product as uncharacterized. The coding region runs from base 1 to 1227 and encodes 408 amino acids. NCBI's taxonomy places the organism in Eukaryota, Fungi, Ascomycota, Eurotiomycetes, Eurotiales, Aspergillaceae. The record is from RefSeq and is a predicted model, not a curated record. The transcript has 6 exons.